Acipenser ruthenus (sterlet) is the source of this 6007-nucleotide messenger RNA. Its product is annotated as zinc finger and BTB domain-containing protein 21-like. Gene Ontology annotation, biological process: regulation of transcription by RNA polymerase II. The record is from RefSeq and is a predicted model, not a curated record. The coding region runs from base 392 to 3514 and encodes 1040 amino acids. Gene Ontology annotation, molecular function: protein binding; DNA-binding transcription factor activity, RNA polymerase II-specific; RNA polymerase II cis-regulatory region sequence-specific DNA binding. NCBI's taxonomy places the organism in Eukaryota, Metazoa, Chordata, Actinopteri, Acipenseriformes, Acipenseridae. Gene Ontology annotation, cellular component: nucleus. The transcript has 2 exons.
UUUUAAAUAACUUAGAUGCCAGUUAAACAAGUUUCAAACAAUUACAAAGCAGCCUGUCCGCAAAGGAGGGGGUAGUGGCACUGAAUGGGUUACAUUUCGACUUGUCUGCACAGAGCAAAGGAGGGCGCUGUGUAACACCGCUCAGCGGGCGCUGUGUUGGGCGGGAUAGCGUCAGUCAGUCAGAGAUCUAACAACCUCGGUCCGCAGUCAGCCUAUCAGAGCCCGGCGCACGUGACGAGCGUUCUUUGCGAUGACCUCAUCCCUGAUGUGGGAUGACGUCAAAUUCAAAAUGGAUGGAAUCACGACAGUCACACGCUCUACGGAAUUCUGCAAGAAAGUCUAGCUGGUGGGGCUCGCGGGGAACGCAGACACGGCGAAAGGGGUGAACACCAUGGAGGGGCUGACUCAUUACAUUAACCCAGCACAUGCCGUGUCCUUGCUCAGCUCUCUAAAUGAACAGCGUUUGAAAGGGAAACUCUGUGAUGUUCUUCUGAUCGUGGGGGAUCACAAAUUCCGAGCUCACAAGAGCGUCCUGGCAGGGAGCAGCGAGUAUUUCCACUCACUGUUCGCCAGGGGAGACGGUGAAGCCCGGUCCGUAGUCCAGCUCGAUUUCUGUGAACCAGAUGCCUUUGAGGAUGUGUUGAAUUACAUCUACUCCUCUUCCAUCGUUGUUGAAAAGGACUGCCUAGCAGCGGUCCAGGAACUUGGAUACAGCCUUGGGAUCUCCUUUCUCACCAACAUCCUGUCCAAGAAGCCACAAGCCUUGUACGCUGGCUCCAGGAGGAAGGCACCCUUCUCUGAGGAGGACAAGAGUGGUUUGCAAAAACAGAGUGUCAUUGUGUGCCAGGGUCGGAGUGAUAAACCACGUCCGAGUUCAGCACAAGGGAAACGGCCAAGCCCAACGCCACUGUCUGAUUUAAAACAGUUUUCCACCAUAAAGUGCAACAAGACAUCUACUAGUCAAAACAUAAGUGAAUCUGGUCAAGCUUGGGCAAAAGACAGCAGUGCUUCUUCGGGUAAUAACAAAGAACAUGGAACUCCAGCGAGCGUCUCACCUGUCAGGAAGCCCUCCGGUGUCAUUGAGGGUCUUGUCAGAAUGACCAGCCCAGCCACUGUUUUGCAGAUGGGGAAGCCCAUCCAGACGUCGCCUAUGAGGCCGCAGUUGGCCACUUCUUUCUCCUUUAACGAUUCGAGAACAUUGCAGGAGAGAGUGCAGCCGAACAGCACUGGCCAUAGAGACCACAGAACCCUGGCGCAUCAUUCCAGUGUAGGACCCCAUGCUUCUCCAGGAAGGCCAGGACCGGACAGACAGAGAAUCGACAGGAGCGGCCCACUUGUGAAGAGUCUCUUGCGCAGGUCAUUGUCUAUGGAUAGCCCGGUUCCUUUCCAUUCCCCAGCUUUCGAAUUGAAAUCUAUGCAAGCCCCAGAAGAAACCGUGCUUCAACCAGGGCCUGAAAAGUCUGCUGAGCACAAACACGUCAAGGAGAAGCCAAAGGUUAUUCAGCCACCACACCGUAGACCUGGUGUUUUCAGCAAGCCGUCUGAAACAGAGGUCCACGUGAAAACAGAACCAAGCAGCCCACUCGCGGAUCCUUCUGAGAUAAUAAGAGUGACCGUCGGGGAUAGUUUGCUGGUAAACACGAGAGACCUGCAGAUGAACACUGAGCACCUUAGAAAUGUAACCAAGCACUCUUUUAAAAGGAAGUCCCGGCCAGACGGCAAGAGAAUCCAGUCUAAGAAAUCCAAGUACAUUAUCGACGAUGGCGAUUUCGGAAUGGAACACACCAGACGUGCCACAGCUCCCCGCCAUUCCGAUACGGAAGGAGGUCCCGAAUUAAACGAAACGAGGCAGAGCAGGAUAUUUAAAUGCUGGAGCUGUCUGAAGAUAUUCAGAUCCAACACUGGACUCUAUCGGCACGUGAACAUGUAUCACAAUCCCGAGAAGCCGUAUUCCUGCGACAUCUGCCACAAGCGUUUCCAUACAAACUUUAAAGUGUGGACACACUGCCAGACUCAGCACGGCGUGGUGAAGAACCCGGCCCCUGCUUCCAGCUCUUACUCCGUCUUGGAUGAAAAGUUUCAGAGGAAGCUCAUAGACAUCGUAAGAGAAAGGGAAAUAAAGAAAGCCUUGAUGGCCAAGUUGAGACGGAACAAGCAAGGACUAGGUGGCUCCCAAGCUCAGCAUUUUCCCAAAAGGGGCCUGAGGCCAAAACCUAAGAACUACUUCUGUGUCUACUGUGGAAAGGUGUUCCGUUUCCACUCACAGUUCAAGCAGCACAUAAAGAUGCACCCUGGGGAAAAACCUGCAACAGAAGUCGAUGAAGAAAGGGAAGAAGGUGGCGGUGGUGGUGGUGAUCAUCUGACCAUAGAGCAGGAGCCGCCCAGCAGCCCCAGUCCAGGGAAAACACAAGAAAUGUACCCUUGCAAACUUUGCAAUGCGAAACUGCCCUCGCCAGUGGAACAGGGAGACCACGAGAGACUCUGCAGGCAUGCCACCGUGUGCCCGUACUGCAAUCUGAGGUUCACCACCCCAGAGUUAAAGAGAGAACACGAGGGCCAGUGUGAAUACAAAAAGCUCACCUGUCUUGAAUGCAUGCGCACCUUUAAGUCCUCCUUCAGCAUCUGGCGUCACCAGGUCGAGGUUCACAAUCAAAACACGAUGACCCCGAAAGAGCGCCUGUCCCUCAGUCCCGCCGAUCUCAACGGGGAAACGCCCGAGGAAGCUGCGAGACUGGAACCCGAGUCUGCAGAAGCGAGGGGUGCACGCGACUCCUCGACAGUUUCCAAAGAUGACCCGGUCCUCAGCGAUUCUUCGGAACAGAUGCAUUUUGAGGACUCUGACGAUUCCCUGAACGCUCCAGAGGAUCUGAGCCUCUCCCGGAAGUUGGAUUUGAAAAUCAAAGAGGAGCCAGCGGAGGAAGCUGUGGAGGUCGUGGAGGACGACGAGGUCUCCGAGCCUGGGGUGGAACCGAAGGACGAUGCCGCUGGCAUGGAAGUAAACAUCUGGACAUGUGAGAAGUGCGGCAAGAUCUUCGCUGUGCGCAACCAGCUCGAGCGUCACCAGGAGCUGCUGUGUCACAUCAAGCCCUUCGUGUGUCACAUCUGCAACAAGGCCUUCAGAACCAACUUCCGUCUCUGGAGCCACUUCCAAUCCCACAUGGCCUCCUCGGAAGAGCUGUCGUCAAAGGAAGCCGAUCCACCACACCCCUCCUCUGCCUCCCCAUCACCUCCCCCACCUACACCCGCACCCCCACAGCCAGUAUCGCCCCCUUCCAGGGUAAAGAAACCCGAGGCGGAGAGAGCUAGGAGGGCCUCCUUCUCCUCUUUCUCCACCCCGAAGCCAAGCGAUGCUGAGAAAUCCGUCACCCCGCAGGAGUCGGACACUCUCUUCUACCACGCCCCUCCACUUUCGGCAAUUACCUUCAAAAGACAGUUCAUGUGCAAACUCUGCCACCGGACCUUCAAGACAGCCUUCAGUUUGUGGAGCCAUGAACAGAGCCACACUAAUGUAUAACCAGGAACGAUUCGGUGCAGGAAUGAAAGUACUGCUCUUGCUGUGCUGAAGUCUUGCACUUGCCCAUUACGACAGCACUUAGGAUGAGGUGGAGCGUCACGUGGCGCAGCUAGUCAUCGCAAUGCUAAGGGUUAAGGGAUCCCAGAGGUGUCUAUAACAAUGUCUCUUAAUAAUGCCUUGUGUGACGUUGUCUCAUUGAAGGAUUUGGGGAUUUAUAAUACGUCUCUCAACAUCUCUGAAUAUCUCAGUUGUUUCUGAGCAGUGCAGAAUGGUUUUAUUCAGAAUAUGCAGGAGUAGAUAUUGGAUCUUAAAAUAACUGGGGUUUGGUUUACAGUUGGUCAUUCAAACAAAAGAAAAGUGACACGUGCAAAACCGAUAAUGAAUCUGAAUUUAUUCUGCUAAGUAACAUCGUAGAAGUAAUUAUGGCAGUAGAGCAAUAUCACAAGUAUUGCAGCCGUGUUUGGAAAGUAGUCCUUGUCACUAUCUAGAGUUGAAUCACUUCUAGCAAUAAGAGAACCAUUCUGAAACCUCAUUUUUAUACCUUGUAUACACAUGUAGAAAAACCCCUCAAUACUUUGCAGUCACAGCGGGAGAAGCUGUCACCCACAAUGCUGUUGUUUUGUAUUCGAUGCCCAGCUCUGUGGGAGGGAUGUUGGAUUUGAUUUGGGAUUUGAAAUAGGAACUUCCUGUUUGCAUGCUGAGGUUGCCUGCCUCUUUCUGGUUUUCUGAUGUUUGCAAUCAUUCUUCGUGGUUUGAAUUGCAAUCACUCCGCUGCUGCGCUGGUGUGCUUCACCAGAGUCAAGCAGCUGCUCUUCGCUUCAGUUUGCAUGCCACGGACAUGUGGAACACUGGCUACAUCAGCCACGUGUCUUCUUACACGUACUGCCAUACAGUGAUCAGCCACGUUGGAUCAAGAUUCCUUUUGUAUUGCUGGCAAUACACUAGCUGUGCACUAGAUGGGGUUGGUGCUCGACUAAUAUAAGGAAUACAUUGGCAGAUCUGCCCUAUGUUACAUGUAUCCUAAUCCUCUUCGAUCACUGUGUGUAUAACUGAACCAUGUUAAGUUUCCUAUCUAUAUAUCUAUUUUACAAAUACAUAUAGAUGUUUUGGGGGUUUUUUUCUAAGUUUUGGCAGGUCAACUUUUUGAACCCCAAAACUAUUUUCAGAUUUCCUAAAAAAUGUAAUUAAGAAAUCGAGAGCGAAGGUGAUAGGACUAGAAGCGAUGAGCAGAUCCUAAACUCAGGUAAAAACACCCUUUCGAUCAUUUCGCCAUUUUUCGGAAUUUGAAAACAGUUUGUGUGAACUCUAUGGACUUCAGGAAGUUCCCUGCCAAAAUGCUAAUUGUACACGCAGUGACUGAAGGGGAUAUAAAAAGUACACACAACACACACGCUCUGAGUAAGAACCUAUAAGAACCACUCUGAAUGAUUGCUACCAGGUAAGAGGACUGGCCUUUUAAAACAAGAGAGGGAGGAUGAAUGUGAUCCUGCUUGCUCUGGGAGUUGAUUCUCACUGGAAGGCAGAUUGCUGUUUAACAAAGUUAAAUCACCUGGCAUUUUCUGUAGAUUUAGCUUGUGCUCUGCUCUGCAGUGCACACAUAAAUACUAAAAUGCAUUUGCAUACUGUACAGCUUAUUACUUUUCAAUAGGUUACAGUUUGCUGAUGCUAUUGUAAAAGCCCUAGUGAAUAUUGUCACCAAGGAAAUGUAUCUUCUAGUCUGCAUCAUCAUCAUCAUACACAAUAUAUGUGCAAGUGACAUAGGGUUAAAAACAAGCAUCAGCAAUGUGUUGCAAUAGUCAGUGUUAAAUCAAGGUGCAAAAGCAAGGAAUAUGAAACUGAAGAUCUCUCCUCCUCCCUGGAACCAGUGAAUUAUUUCACUCUUGCAUCAGCCCCUAAUGAAUCCCCUUGGAUCUCGCACUUGUUGCCUUGUAGCCACAAAGGCUAAGCGCCUCAUUAUUAUAUCUAUUUAUUUAUUGUUCUGUGGGCGCAGGGAUAUUAGUCCUUAUGAAAGCCACUGUUUCAUUUAAACACAGCUUCUUUAUAAGCCACACUAUUGAAAUGUUUUGGUUCAUGGAGGGCAGAGUUCUAUUUUGUUACCAAAAUAGGUUCAAAUAAGUUCAGUAUAAUAGCACAAGUGCUCUUGCAGAACACACAGUCACACAACACGCGUGUGCAUUGUAUGUUAGUGUGUCUGUGUGUGUGCGCUCAGCUUCUCUUUAGCGCUACAGUCUCAGCAUUCAUGAAAUAAACCUUGAUAACAUGCUGUACUGCUGCAGACUGCACAGUGUAACACAUGACCUUGAUAACAUGCUGUACUGCUGCAGACUGCACAGUGUAACACAUGACCUUGAUAACAUGCUCUACUGCUGCAGACUGCACAGUGUAACACAUGACCUUGAUAACAUGCUCUACUGCUGCAGACUGCACAGUGUAACACAUGACCUUGAUAACAUGGUGUACUGCUGCAGUCUGCACAGUGUAACACAUGCAUGU